UCUACACUGGGUCGGACAGACUAGGUUGGAAACUCCGGUGCAAGACACUGGCCUAUUAGGAAGAAUCAAAAGAAGAGGAAGAGGCCAUUGCCAGGUAAAAUAUGGACUAUAAAGCUUAUAAUGUUGACACAAAACCACCGCUUCCGUGAUAUCGAGAGGGCAGCUGUAUACCUCCAGCCAGAGAAGUGUGUCCCUCCACCUGCACAAGACUCCAUGGAUAAAGUGUGGUUCAUCAAGGACGGCUGUGGCAUUGCAUGUGCAGUAGUGACCUGGAUGCUGGUUUUCUAUGCUGAGUUUGUGGUCAUCUUUAUUAUGCUGCUACCUUCCAAGGAUAUCAUUUACAGUAUAGUCAAUGGGAUAGUCUUUAACAUGCUGGCCUUCCUGGCUCUGGCUUCACAUUUUCGAGCCAUGAUUACUGAUCCUGGUGCUGUUCCCAAAGGAAAUGCUACAAAAGAAUUUAUCGAGAGCUUGCAAUUGAAGCCAGGGCAAGUGGUUUAUAAAUGUCCAAAAUGCUGCAGCAUUAAACCUGACAGAGCACAUCAUUGCAGUGUGUGCAAGAGAUGUAUUCGAAAGAUGGACCAUCACUGCCCUUGGGUUAACAAUUGUGUUGGAGAGAACAAUCAGAAAUUCUUUGUUUUAUUCACAAUGUACAUAGCUCUGAUUUCAUUGCAUUCUCUUAUAAUGGUGGCCUUACACUUCCUAUAUUGCUUUGAAGAAGACUGGACAAAAUGUAGUUCCUUUUCACCUCCAACGACUGUCAUUCUGCUCAUCCUGCUUUGCUUUGAGGGCCUGCUUUUCCUUAUCUUCACUGCGGUGAUGUUUGGAACUCAAGUACAUUCCAUCUGCACAGAUGAAACGGGAAUAGAACAGUUGAAAAAGGAAGAGAGAAGAUGGGCUAAAAAAACAAAAUGGAUGAAUCUGAAGGCAGUGUUUGGCCAUCCGUUCUCAAUAGCGUGGCUUAGUCCUCUUGCCAUGCCAGACCAGGGAAAAGCAGAUCCUUACCAGUAUGUGGUCUGAGGGUUUCUGUGCAAGCAUUUCCAUGCACAGGACACUACACUUUAAUAUUACUGAAUGUGUCAUUAAAGAAAUGGUAGAUUUUUAUUGGCUGAAAAUAUGCUUCCUAUGAAGAAACACCCACCACCAUUCAUCAGUUCUGUCUGUACCUGUCUUCUGGACACUGUUGCUUCAUAUUCCUUUGCUGUUCAAAUCUCUGCCUGAACUGUCUCACAAAAAAAAAGACUAAUCCUGGGCUUUUCUUGUGCCUCUCUCCUGCUAACCUUCCUACGCAGCAGCAAACAAUGCUUUCUCAUAGCUGACGGUGCCAAGGACUCUUUGAAGUGGAUGCACAUUUUCAAGUGAACACUUGAUGCUGGAUAGUGCUUGCUUGGAGAGGGAACUGCAUUUUUCUAAUGCCUCAGCUUUCCCCCCCUCCUUAUGGGACUUGAAGCUGCAUGUCCAGAGCAGCGUUGUAUACAAAUGUGACAAAGUAAUAGGUUGAUAAAAAUAUUUGCAUUUAAUUAGUAUUCAACUGACUGCAAAGUAUUUCAUUUUUUUUUUACUCCAUUGUGUGCAGUAAAAAAGGCAAUGUUUUCUAUCAAGGUCAUCUGUUUGUAAUCUAUACAUUUGUGGGUAUGAAAAGCGUACGCGUGUGUGUCUAGGCGUACAUAUGAUUGUACCGCCAUCUGCACUAAUCUGUUGGGAAUGAAUCUUUUUACUGGACAUUUAUUGUACCUUAUUGUAACUAUGAUACUUGAUUGUCAGUCCAGUAUAGAAUACAAUGAACACAACAUUGACCAGCUAUACAGUAAUUUAUAGGCCAGAUGCCUUGUGUUUUUUAGUAUCCAUGGUUCUGAGCAUAACCAAUCAUGAAGUGGCUAGGGCUGGAACCAACCUGUCACUAACAUGAGCAUUAGUAUGGUCAUGGAAAUCCGUAACUGUACAGAACACGACAUAUAAUGUAAUGUCGAAUUGCUCAUAGUGCUCUUAUGAGCACUUUUGCAACUUACAUUUAGAGGCACAUUUAUCAAAGGUUGAAUUUCGAAUUCAUGUGAGUUGGUUUUUUUUUUAAAUCUGAAUUUUCAGUGAUAAAAAAACUAGAAUUAUUCGAGAUUUAUUAUACCCCGAGGAUGCAAAAAGUCAGAAUCUGAAAAUCCACCAUCUCAGACCUACUGAGGUUAUAUAUAAGUCAUUGGGAGAGGUCCCUAUCCUGAAGUUUCUGUGGUCUGAGCUGGAAUUAGCCAGAAAAUUCGACUAUUUCUGGCAAAAAUAUGAAAAAUUCAGACUUUUCUGGAAAAAAAUUAGAAAAAAUUGUACGAUUUAAUUUUUUUUCUCUAUUUUCUCAAGUUUGUCCCCAAUCCUAUUAAAUCUAACUUUUUAAUAAUAAAUAAAGUCAAAUCGUG
Xenopus laevis (African clawed frog) is the source of this 2399-nucleotide messenger RNA. RefSeq names its product zinc finger DHHC-type containing 3 L homeolog (gene zdhhc3.L). Lineage: Eukaryota; Metazoa; Chordata; Amphibia; Anura; Pipidae. Gene Ontology annotation, cellular component: membrane. Gene Ontology annotation, molecular function: acyltransferase activity; protein-cysteine S-palmitoyltransferase activity; palmitoyltransferase activity. The record is from RefSeq and is marked provisional.